UGACGCACUCAUAGACCAAUUGCUGCUGUGUACACUGGGCAUUUGCCAGUGUAACAACAGUAGCUUAUAACUGUGUAGAUAGGACGUAGUUAAUAUUCAAACUGGUCGAAGGGGAUAAACUCUGGAAGAUUGCCUGUAAAGCCAUCAGAGGCAGUUUGGGGUUCAGUAUCUGUCUUAAGGACACUCUGGAAUGGAGACAGGAGGUGCUGGGAAUUGAACCACUGACCCUCUGAUGUCCAGGGAACAGCUUGUUGUUCAACGGGCCAGGAAGUCUUUCCAGACAGGAAACACCAGGCGUCUGGAGUAUAGGAUCCACCAGCUGAAGGGUCUGCUCCGCUUCAUCACAGAGAGACGAAAGGACAUUGCAGAUUCUGUUAAAAGGGACCUUGGCAAGAGUGAACAUGCGACGGACCUGUUUGAAACUCUGGGACUGGAGGGGGAGAUCAAGCUGGCGAUAGAGAAACUGGCGGAGUGGGCAGCUCCUCGACCUGUGGAGAAGAACCUCCUCACCUUACUAGAUGAGGUUUACAUCCAGCCUGAGCCCCUGGGAGUGGUGCUUAUUAUUGGAGCCUGGAACUACCCCUGGGCUAUCACACUCCAGCCGCUGGUUGGUGCUAUAGCUGCAGGUAAUGCAGCAGUAAUAAAGCCAUCUGAGGUCAGCUCACACUCUGCCACGGUCAUGGAGGAGCUUCUCCCUCAAUACCUAGAUAAAGACCUGUACCCAGUUGUGACAGGUGGAGUGUCAGAGACCCAGGAGCUGCUAAAACAGAGAUUUGACCACAUUUUCUACACAGGAAACAGCACAGUUGGUAAACUGGUGAUGGGGGCUGCAGCUCGCCACCUCACCCCAGUGACCCUGGAACUGGGAGGGAAGAGUCCCUGUUAUAUUGACAAGAACUGUGAUCUCACCAUUGCAUGUCGUCGCAUCACAUGGGGAAAAUUUGUCAACUGCGGUCAGACAUGCAUUGCUCCAGACUACAUUCUGUGUGAACCCUCCAUCCAGGACAGAGUAGUGGAGGAGAUUAAGAAGAGCAUUAAGGUUGGUCUGACAUCAAUGUUUAGAACAGUUUUCGGGAAUUUCACCCAAAAAAAAUGUAUCGGUGUAUAUGGGCAAUUUUAUUUUCAAUCUGAAGAAACUCUUAUAUAUGUUUUAUGCAACACAUCACAGGAGUUUUACACCGAUAAUCCAAAGACCUUCGAGGACUAUGGACGCAUCAUCAACCAGCGACACUUUAAGAGGGUCAUGGCUCUGAUGGAGGGGAGCACAGUUGCUGUUGGUGGAGAGAGUGAUGAAUCCCAAUGCUACAUCGCCCCGACUGUGCUGAAAGAUGUUACGGAGACAUCUAAAGUGAUGAAGGAGGAGAUCUUUGGGCCACUCCUGCCAAUCAUCACUGUGAGCAAUGUAGACGAGGCCAUCCAGUUCAUUAACGAGAGAGAGAAACCGCUGGUGGUCUAUGUGUUCACCCACGACAACAAGCUGAUCAAAAGGGUGAGAGCUGAGACAUCUAGUGGAGCUCUGCUGGCUAACGACUGUCUGGUCCACUUUACUGUCAGUGCGCUGCCCUUCGGAGGAGUUGGUAACAGUGGUACGGGCUGCUACCAUGGCAAACACAGCUUCGAUCAGCUGAGCCACCUGCGCAGCUGUCUCAUCAAGCAGCUGAAGUUGGAGGGAGUGAACAGCAUGCGUUACCCCCCGCACACUGCCAAGAAACUAAGCUGGGCUCGAUUCUUUCUGCUCAAACAGGUCAAUAUGUGCAGGCUGCGCCGCAUGGCCCUGCUCGCCAUAUUCACCGGCUUGGCUGCAUUUCUGGUUCAGAGGUUCCUGCGAAGAGGCUAAUAAGCACAAACUGAAACCCUCAUCCUUGGACAGCCACAUGGACUUAUUUCCCCAUAAUAAAAUAAGACACUUGUGUGAUUUAUUGGUCCAUAUCAUUUCUCAUUUCUAGACAGAUUGAUCUGAUUUGUCUUUUAAAUAUGUUUCUCACUUCUUGUUUCUAUUAAACUUCAAGCUGCUAUUAGAGUUUUUAUUGUCUUUUUCUCAUUUUUUUAUAAAUCUGUAAUGUUCUAAUUUAAGCUGGUAAAUGAAGAAUUUGGUAUUAGAAUUUGACAUCAUUUUGACCAGACUACCUUUAAUAUGUUCAUUCAUCACAGUGAUUACCAUGUGUGCUUUUAAUCCAUGUGUGAUUUCACUUUGUCUCCUGAUAAUAUUUUAUUGUGGUUUCUGCAAUUAAACAUCACCCAAAACGUG
Messenger RNA from Pleuronectes platessa (European plaice), 2248 nucleotides. RefSeq names its product aldehyde dehydrogenase family 3 member A2. The record is from RefSeq and is a predicted model, not a curated record. Bases 233 to 1837 code for a protein of 534 amino acids. NCBI's taxonomy places the organism in Eukaryota, Metazoa, Chordata, Actinopteri, Pleuronectiformes, Pleuronectidae. Gene Ontology annotation, biological process: aldehyde metabolic process. Gene Ontology annotation, molecular function: aldehyde dehydrogenase (NAD+) activity. Gene Ontology annotation, cellular component: cytoplasm. The transcript is spliced from 11 exons.